GCUCAAGCUCGUAUCGAGUCUUUUGUUGUGAAAAUGUAUUGUUAUUUAUUACGUUUAUUACUGAUUAGCUAUUGAUUGAGGUUACAGUUAUAAGAAUUUAGCAAAAACUGGACGGCACAAAAGGGAAAAAUACAUUCGUAACACUCAUUCUAUUACGUUACUAGCAUUGAACUGAUAAUUCGAACGCGAUGGACGUGAUGCAUGCGUGUCGCUGCUGCCUGCAGUCCCCUUCGGAGAUGGACCUGACGACGCCGUACAUGUAUCACGGGAAAACGGAGAUUUAUUUCGACAUGAUUGAGAAAUGCUUCGAUAUACGGCUGGUAAGGGGACCGGGCUCGUGCGGGAUCUGCUCUGCGUGCGUGGGCCGCCUGCGAGAUGCGAGCGACUUCAAGCUGCAAGUGCAGCGCAGCCAGGCGGAGCUGCAGGGAUUGCUACUUAAUGAAGUGGAACCCGUUAUCAAGUCUGAGCCAACUGAAGAUAUUGCUACCGACUCUGUGUUUAAUACUUUACAUUUGGAGCUAGUAGAAGACAAGCCGGAUACGAUUCAAGAAGAGAUGGGGGAUAUAUCAAAUGAAGAUCCCCUAGUGAAAUUGACUGCACCCGAUCAAAGCGGAGACAUUUGGACUUUGGAAGUCCCGCUGGGAGAGUUCUCAUCGCACGCCAAGAAACUCUCAAGAAAAAAACAAGUGAAACGAAAGAAAGAAACUAAAAUGCUCAACGGUAAUGAUAAUGCCUCCAGUACAAAAACUACCAGUACGAAAAACAAACUAUACAGCUGCGAUAGAUGCGGCAAACAAUUCAAGGAAAAAUAUCUUCUAGGCAGGCAUAUUAAAAUCCACAUGACUAUCCGGGACGACUAUCCCUGUACGAUUUGCGACAAAACCCUGUUAUCCCCCUCGGCUUUACAGCGACAUCUACUCAUACACAACGAGGAGAAAAAAUACACCUGUGAAGAAUGUAAAUUGCAAUUUACACAAAAAGGUAACUUGGCACGGCAUAGACGAAUCCAUACUGGGGAAAGGCCGUUUGUUUGCGACGACUGUGAUAAGCAAUUUGCCAACAGAAGCAACUUGGACAGGCAUGUAAGAAUACAUAAAGGUGACAAACCAUAUAGGUGCGAAAAAUGUAGGAAGCGUUUUUCACAGAAAAAUAAUUUGAGGAUGCAUAUAUGUAGUUUUUACGAUACGAGGUAAGUGAUAGACUGUGGGACAUCAGUACAUGAUUUA
Leguminivora glycinivorella is the source of this 1226-nucleotide messenger RNA. Its product is annotated as gastrula zinc finger protein XlCGF7.1-like. Gene Ontology annotation, biological process: regulation of transcription by RNA polymerase II. The record is from RefSeq and is a predicted model, not a curated record. The transcript is spliced from 6 exons. Bases 189 to 1193 code for a protein of 334 amino acids. NCBI's taxonomy places the organism in Eukaryota, Metazoa, Arthropoda, Insecta, Lepidoptera, Tortricidae. Gene Ontology annotation, cellular component: nucleus. Gene Ontology annotation, molecular function: DNA-binding transcription factor activity, RNA polymerase II-specific; zinc ion binding; RNA polymerase II cis-regulatory region sequence-specific DNA binding.